UAUUGUUACGAAAUUCCGGAAACAUCCCCUUCCGUGCUAAAGCAACCCUUGUACUGAAGUCACUGUUUGUUUCUUUCCAUCACUCGCUCUGACUCGUCUUCUUCCCCCUCUCUUUUAUAUACAUUACAAUUCUCGGUUUACGAAUUUUUGCAUCUCUUUCUUUCAACAUGACUCUAAUGACUACGUCUCCUUUCGAUCGCCAACAACCGCAGCCAUCGCCGCAGCAGCAGCCGCAUGAUGAGAUUGAGGUUCCUCCCGGUCCUGAACCUAUGGAAGUGUUUCUUUACUUUUUCAAUUUCAGCAGCAGAAAGCACGAGUAUAGUGGCUGCUCCAUCAUUGGAUGAUACACCAUCUGCGAAAUUCACCUGGACCAUUGACAAUUUUUCAAAACUUCCUCACAAAGUCUUCUCUGAUGUUUUCUGUGUAGGGGGCUUUAACUGGCGGGUACUUAUCUUUUCAAAGGGAAACAGUGUUGACCAUCUUUCAAUGUAUGUAGAUGUUGCAGAUGCAGCUAAUUUGCCUCACGGUUGGAGUAAACAUGCCCAACUUAGUUUGACUGUUGUUAAUCAAAUUCAUAGUAACUUUUCAAUAAGAAAAGAAUGUCAUCAUCAGUUCCAUGCACGUGAGUGUGAUUGGGGUUUCCAACAUUUCAUGCCACUUGCUCAAUUGUAUGAUUCUGCUAGAGGUUAUCUCGUGAAUGAUACAUGUAUAGUUGAGGCUGCCAUUACUGUGCGUAAAGACAUGGAUUGGUCAUAUGACUCAAAAAAGGAAACUGGUUAUGUUGGACUAAAAAACCAAGGAGCUACUUGUUAUAUGAAUUCCCUGCUUCAAACACUGUACCACAUUUCUUAUUUUCGAAAGGCUGUGUACCAUAUGCCCACGACUGAAAAUGAUUUGCCAUCAAGGAGCAUACAUCUUGCAUUACAGAGUUUGUUUUACAAAUUGCAGUACAGUGACACUAGUGUAGCAACGAAAGAGUUAACCAAGUCUUUUGGAUGGGAUACAUAUGAUUCAUUCAUGCAGCAUGAUGUCCAAGAACUUAAUAGGGUUCUUUGUGAGAAGCUAGAAGAUAAAAUGAAGGGAACUGUUGUGGAAGGCACUAUACAGAAAUUAUUUGAAGGCCACCAUAUGAACUAUAUUGAAUGCAUCAAUGAGGAUUACAAAUCAACAAGAAAGGAGUCAUUUUAUGAUCUUCAGCUUGAUGUCAAAGGCUGUAAGGAUGUGUAUGCUUCUUUUGAUAAGUUUGUGGAAGUGGAACGGCUUGAGGGUGAUAACAAAUAUCAUGCUGAGCACCAUGGGUUACAGGAUGCUAGGAAGGGUGUAUUGUUCAUUGAUUUCCCACCUGUUCUACAGCUUCAGUUAAAACGGUUUGAGUAUGAUUUUAUGCGAGACACUAUGGUGAAGAUCAAUGAUCGCUAUGAGUUCCCUUUGCAACUAGAUCUUGAUAGGGAUAAUGGCAAGUAUCUAUCACCUGAAGCUGACAGAAGUAUUCGGAAUCUUUAUUCACUUCACAGUGUUUUGGUGCACAGUAGUGGGGUGAAUGGUGGACACUACUAUGCUUACAUUAGGCCAACGCUAUCAAACCAGUGGUUUAAGUUUGAUGACGAACGUGUAACAAAAGAGGAUGAAAAAAGGGCUUUAGAAGAACAGUAUGGCGGUGAAGAGGAGUUACCUCAUACUAAUCCUGGGUUCAACAACUCUUCCUUUAAAUUUACAAAAUACUCAAAUGCAUAUAUGCUUGUCUAUGUACGGGAAAGUGACAAGGAUAAAAUAAUUUUUGAUGUGGAUGAGCUUGACAUUGCUGAACACCUUAGAAUGAGAUUAAAGAGAGAACAAGAAGAAAAAGAUUUGAAGAGGAAGGAGAAGGCUGAGGCUCACUUGUACACCAUCAUAAAGGUUGCUCGUGAUGAAGACUUGCGUGAGCAGAUUGGGAAUGAUAUAUUCUUUGAUCUUGUGGAUCAUGAUAAAGUUCCAAAUGUUCGUAUUCAAAAACAAAUGCCGUUUUUAGAUUUCAAGGAAGAAGUUGCCAAGGAAUUUGGUAUACCCAUCCAGUAUCAACGUUUUUGGUUGUGGGCAAAGCGCCAAAACAACACAUACAGGCCAAAUAGAGCACUGACACCUCAGGAAGAAGCACAAUCAGUUGGACUCUUAAGAGAAAUUUCCAAUAGAUCCAAUAAUGCAGAGCUAAAGUUAUUUUUGGAACUAGAAAUAGGGAAGGAUUUGCAGCCUAUUCCUCCUCCUGAGAAGUCAAAAGAGAAUCUGUUGCUUUUCUUUAAACUUUAUGAGCCUUCAAACGAAAAGCUUAGGUAUGUUGGACGGCUCUUUGUGAUGUUCAGUGGUAAGCCAGUAGAUAUAUUGGUAAAACUAAAUGAAAUGGCUGGAUAUGCUCCUGAUGAAGAAAUUGAAAUGUUUGAGGAGAUAAAAUUUGAACCUAAUGUCAUGUGUGAACGUGUUGACAAGAAUUCCACGUUCCGUGAGAGUCAGCUUGAGGAUGGUGACAUUAUUUGCUUUCAGAAGUCCAACAAAACUGAAAACAAAGAGCAAUAUCGCUAUCCAGAUGUUCCUUCUUUCUUGGAAUAUGUGCAUAACCGUGUGGUUGUUCGCUUUAGGAUUUUGGAAAAACCAAAUGAGGAUGAAUUUUGUCUUGAGCUGUCAAAGCUUGACACCUAUGACAAUGUUGUUGAAGAAGUUGCUCAUCAUAUUGGUUUGAAUGAUCCUUCUAAAAUCAGACUCACAUGUCAUAACUGUUACUCCCAGCAACCUAAACCGCAUUCUAUAAAGUACAGAGGAAUAGAACGGUUGUCAGACAUGCUGAUUCACUCUAAUCAGGCUUCUGAUAUUCUAUACUACGAAGUAUUGGAUAUCCCUUUGCCAGAAUUGCAAUGCCUAAAAACUCUUAAAAUUGCUUUCCAUCAUGCUUCCAAGAAUGAAGUGGUGAUUCAUACUAUUAGAUUACAGAAGCAUUGUAUUGUGUCAGAUGUAAUUAAUGGUCUUAAAUCAAAGGUUGAUUUAUCACGUCCAGAUGCAGAACUUAGAUUGCUUGAAAUUUUUUAUCACAAGAUCUAUAAGAUAUUCCAUGUCAAUGAACGGAUUGAGAAUAUUAAUGAUCAGUAUUGGACACUCCGAGCAGAAGAGAUUCCAGAGGAGGAGAAAAACCUUAGCCCUCAACAUCGUUUGAUCCAUGUUUAUCAUUUCUUGAAAGACACAAAUCAAAAUCAGCAAGUUCAGAACUUCGGACAUCCUUUUUUCUUAGUGAUCCAUGAGGGUGAGACAUUGGCUGAAGUCAAAUUGCGAAUACAGAGAAAGUUGCAAGUUCCAGAUGAGGAGUUUUCCAAGUGGAGAUUUGCAUUUUUGUCAUUUGGUCAUCCGGAGUAUCUUCAAGAUUCAGAUAUUGUUUCCACUCGGUUUCAGAGAAGGGAUAUAUAUGGCGCAUGGGAGCAGUAUCUCGGACUGGAACACACUGACAAUACUCCUAGAAGAUCGAAUGCAGCGAAUCAGAAUCGUCACCCAUACGAGAAGGCAGUAAAAAUCCAUGUUUAGAAACAUGUUUAGAAUCUUGAAGUGGUGUGAAGGUAAUAGGAAUGUGGAGAAGUCUCAUAAUUUUUUUACCGGAGGUUUAGCCUCCUGCAAUAGUGAUUUAGGAGAUUGGAUUUGAUGGUCCCUUUGUACUUUGGUACAUAACAUUUUGGGGCUGGGUUUUUGUAUAAAAGGUAUAGGAAUAUAGUUAUAGUUAACUCUUUCCUUUGGCCCACUCCACCAUUUCCUUCAGUCAGUGAGGCUUCGAGAGGACUAACAUUGUUCUUCCUAUUGGACAACUAUUUUCUUCCUUUUAAUGGAAGAGCAUCAUCAAAAGAAUUUAUGAAUGUUAGGUUCUAUUGAAUGUAAAGAGGUAAUAGACAAAACCAGAUCCUUUAUACAGUA
Molecule: messenger RNA, 3921 nt
Organism: Vigna radiata var. radiata (mung bean)
Lineage: Eukaryota; Viridiplantae; Streptophyta; Magnoliopsida; Fabales; Fabaceae
Product: ubiquitin carboxyl-terminal hydrolase 13
Exons: 32
Coding region: 235-3540 (1101 amino acids)
Biological process (GO): regulation of protein stability; protein deubiquitination
Cellular component (GO): cytosol; nucleus
Molecular function (GO): cysteine-type endopeptidase activity; cysteine-type deubiquitinase activity; protein binding
Source: RefSeq, a predicted model, not a curated record